CUAGCCUGUUCACUCCUCAUUUCUAUUGUGAACACCACACAUCUAAAUAACAACACUCUAUCUGAGGGCCAUGACGCCUUCCUCUCUCAUUCUGGCCACAGUAGCCAUCUCCGUCAUCCUCUACUCCCUCCUCAGCUACCUCGCUCGGCCCUCCCGCCCUCUCCCACCCGGCCCGAAGCCAUGGCCCCUCGUCGGGAAUCUGCCCCACCUCGGCCCCAUGCCCCACCAAUCCAUGGCAGCCCUAGCCCGAGCCUACGGGCCGCUCCUGCACCUACGGCUCGGGCUCGUCGACGUGGUGGUGGCCUCGUCGGCCUCCGUGGCAUCCCAAUUCCUGAAGACCCACGAAGCCAACUUCUUAAGCCGCCCGCCCCACUCCGCGGCGAAGCACCUCUCGUACAACUACCAGGACCUGGUGUCCUUGCCGUACGGACCAAGGUGGCGGAUGUUGAGGAAGAUAAGCUCCAUCCACCUCUUCUCCGGCAAGGCUCUUGAUGAUUAUAGACAUGUUCGCCAUGAAGAGGUUGUCGUACUGACGCAUGCGCUGGCACAUGUGAGCUCGACCCCGAAGAAACUGGCCCAACUGCUCAACGUGUGCACGGCGAACGUGCUGGGGCGGGUGAUGCUGGGGAAGAGGGUGUUUGGGGACGGGAACGGCGGGGGCGACCCAAGGGCGGACGAGUUCAAGUCGAUGGUGGUGGAGUCGAUGGAGCUGCUGGGCGUGUUCAACAUCAGCGACCUGGUCCCGGCCCUCCAGCGGUUCGACCUCCAGGGGGUCAUGGCCAAGACGAAGACGCUGCACAAGCGCUUCGACGCCUUCCUGACGGCCAUCGUGGAGGAGCACAAGGCCGGCAUGGGCAAGGCCGGGAGUAAGCACAACGACUUGUUGAGUACUCUGAUCUCUUCCAGGGAUAUUGCUGAUGAGGAAGGAGGGAAGCUCACGGACGACCAGAUCAAAGCAUUUCUUCUAACCAUGUUCACGGCGGGCACCGACACUUCCUCCAGCACUACCGAGUGGGCCAUCGCCGAGCUCAUCCGUCGCCCCGACAUCCUGGUUCGGGUCCAGGAAGAGAUCGACUCCGUGGUGGGACGAGACCGCCUCGUGACCGAGCUCGACCUGCCCCGCCUGACGUACCUCCAAGCUGUGGUCAAGGAGACCUUCCGGCUCCACCCGCCCACUCCUCUAUCCAUCCCGCGGGUCGGGGCCGAGGGCUGCGAGAUCAACGGCUACCACAUCCCCAAAGGCGCCAAGCUGCUAGUGAACGUGUGGGCCAUAGCCCGUGACCCCGACGCUUGGGCCGAGCCCCUGGUGUUCCGGCCGGAGAGGUUCCUACCGGGUGGCGAGAAGCCUAAUGCCGAUGUGAGGGGUAACGAUUUCGAGAUCAUCCCGUUCGGAGCGGGGCGGAGGAUAUGCAUCGGAAUGAGCAUGGGCUUGAGGAUGGUUCAACUCAUGACCGCGACGUUGGCCCACGCUUUUGACUGGGAGCUGGCCGGUGGGGUCUCGCCGGAGAAGCUGAACAUGGACGAAGCUUACGGGCUCACCUUACAACGGGCCGAGCCGCUGUCGGUCCACCCGAAACCAAGGCUCGCCUCCCAUGUCUACAAGGCAUUGAGUUGAAGAGCUAAUGAACAUUGGCCGGAGCUACAAAUUAGGAGGUGAUACAACCUUACAUGCAGCUACUUUACCAGCUUCCCAUCUACCGUAACAUUAUCCUACCGAUCAAAGCUUAGUUGCCCUUGUAGAGAGACGACUCUAUAUCCAUCCUCAGUUGCUAUCCAGUCUGUAUGGUUCUAGGAAAAUAAAUGCAGUCAAUGUGCUAAGCUACCACAUCCCCUACAUCAUCUGCACAAACUUUAUUUCACAAUUAUGUGUUAAAGUACAUCUAAAGCAUUUUAUUGUGAUUGAUAGAUUUUUUUUUUUAAUAUACUGUAAUACCCUCAGAUAUUAUUGCAA
This is a messenger RNA of Eucalyptus grandis, 1951 nucleotides long. Its product is annotated as flavonoid 3'-monooxygenase. The coding region runs from base 71 to 1615 and encodes 514 amino acids. NCBI's taxonomy places the organism in Eukaryota, Viridiplantae, Streptophyta, Magnoliopsida, Myrtales, Myrtaceae. The record is from RefSeq and is a predicted model, not a curated record. The transcript has 3 exons. Gene Ontology annotation, molecular function: oxidoreductase activity, acting on paired donors, with incorporation or reduction of molecular oxygen; iron ion binding; monooxygenase activity.